Macrosteles quadrilineatus (aster leafhopper) is the source of this 728-nucleotide messenger RNA. RefSeq lists its product as uncharacterized. The coding region runs from base 1 to 387 and encodes 128 amino acids. The transcript is spliced from 2 exons. The record is from RefSeq and is a predicted model, not a curated record. NCBI's taxonomy places the organism in Eukaryota, Metazoa, Arthropoda, Insecta, Hemiptera, Cicadellidae.
AUGCCCAGACAGUGGGCCACGCGCGUCGUCGUCGCCUUCCAGAGUCUGUGUUGGUGCACGGCCAUCCUCCUGCUGCUCACCCGGGGCCUCGCCAACCUGAGGUCCGCCGCGCCCCAGGGUUCCGCCCUCGGCGUCGGCCUCAUCGUCCUCGCCGUGCUCAUGAUCGUCGUCAGCCCCGUCCUCCUGGUCGCCCGAGCCUACGACCGUCGUAACCGCAGAUACGCGAGUGUCGACCAGAUGCCUGACCUGGGCCGUCCCCCAGCCUACGAGGACAUUGUGAGCCGAGCCCCCAGUUACACUUCACUGUUUGACUGUGAGAUUCCUCCGCUGCAGCUGCAAUGUUCAUCUCCUGAGGUCAAGACACAUCCUCAGAUGACACCAGAGUGACAAGCCCUUGUGUCAAGGUCUCCACCACACUACAUCUCCUAAUCCAUAGACAUUUGUACUUCUGUAAUCUUAAUUUUUAUAAUUUAAAAACACACACAAUUGUUUUUCUUUUUUGACCUUAUAAGGAGAAAAAUUAUGGUUGGGUUAAAGACCAAAUGCAUAUAAUAGUGAAGUCCUUGUAAUCUUGCUGCAAACCAAACGUUUACUUAAAUAUUCAAGAAUUAACUGUGAGAUUGGUCUCCAUAGAGCUUAUGUUGCUCCCAAACAAAAUACUAAUCUGAGACUGACAUUGUGCUCCUUACUUCAUUCAACACUAUUCAAGCUGGUUCCCUAUGGUACGA